This is a messenger RNA of Drosophila willistoni, 1608 nucleotides long. RefSeq names its product glycine-rich cell wall structural protein. The record is from RefSeq and is a predicted model, not a curated record. NCBI's taxonomy places the organism in Eukaryota, Metazoa, Arthropoda, Insecta, Diptera, Drosophilidae. Bases 16 to 1509 code for a protein of 497 amino acids. The transcript has a single exon.
AGUUCAGUUGCUGCAAUGAGACUGAUAAUUGUGUUUAGCGUGUGUGUGGCUUUAGCAUCAGCCGGCGGUUAUGGUUCUGGUGGAGGCGGAAGUAGUGCAUCAGCGUCCGCGUCCGCGUCAUCGUCAGCAGGCUCCUACGGUGGGGGCGGUGGCUAUGGCGGCGGUGGUGGCUAUGGAGGCGGCGGUGGCUAUGGAGGCGGUGGCCAUGGCGGCGGAGCUGGAUUAGGCGGUGGCCUGGGAGGAGCAUCUUCGUCAGCGGGAGGUGGUUCUUUUGGAGGUGGAGCGGGUGGACCAUUUGGAGGCGGCGCCGGUCAUAAAGGCUCUGGCGGUCUGAUUGGAGGCGGCGGAGGAAUUGGAGGUGAUUUCGGUGGUGGUGGCAUCGGCGCUGGAUCAUCAUCAUCCUCGGCUGAUGCCAGUGCUGGAGCCGGUGGAUUUGGUGGAUCCGGAGGCAAAGGUGGUCAUGGAGGUGGACAGCUCGGAGGCGGCAUUGGCGGAGGUCUCGGAGGCGGCAUAGGCGGAGGUCUCGGAGGAGGCAUUGGCGGUGAUCUCGGUGUUGGAGGAUCUGGGGGCAAAGGUGGUCAUGGUGGCGGACAAGGAUUUGACGGUGGAGCAGGUGGUUCUUUUGGAAGCUCUGGUGGCCUAAUAGGAGGCGGCGGUAAAGGCGGAUCUGGAGGUGUUGGCGGAGGAAUCGGAGGGGAUUUCGGUGGUGGUGGCAUCGGCAGUGGAUCAUCUUCAUCCUCGGCAGAUGCCAGUGCUGGAGCCGGUGGCUUUGGUGGAUCCGGAGGCAAAGGUGGUCAUGGAGGUGGACAGCUCGGAGGCGGCAUCGGCGGAGGUCUCGGAGCUGGAGGAUCUGGAGGCAAAGGUGGACAAGGUGGUUACGGCGGUGGAUUUGCCACAGGCGGUGGUGAUAUUGGAGGUGGCAGUGCUGGAGCUGGUUCAUCGUCAUCUGCAGGAGGCCAUGGAAGUGGUGGAGGAUUCGGUCCAGGUGGUGGCCACGGAAUUGGAGGAGGAUUCGGACCAGGAGGGGGUCACGGAAUCGGUGUAGGAUCCGGAGCAGGCGGUGGUCACGGAAUCGGAGGAGGAUUCGGACCAGGCGGGGGUCACGGAAUUGGUGGAGGAUCUGGACUCGGAGGUGGCCAUGGAGGUGGAGGAGCACAUGCAGGCGGUGGAUCACACGGAGGAGGCGGUUUACUUUUUGGUCCAGGUCCUGUGAUUGGAGGUCCAUUCGGAGGUGGUAAAGGCGGUGGAAACGGUUUAAGUUUAGGAGGUCAUGGACACUUGGGUGGCGGUCCGCUCGGCCUUGGCGGUCACUUUGGCGGCAGCAUCGGCGGCGGCGGUGGUGGCGGCGGCGGUGGCUAUGGAUCUCAUGGAUCUGGAGGCGGCGGUUAUGGCUCGCAUGGAGCUGGUGGCAAAUUCGGCGGCGGCGGUGGUGGAGGUGGAUACGGCAGUGCUUCAUCCAGUGCCAGUGCCACAGCAGGUGCCGGCAGCGGAGGCGGCUAUCAUGGUUAAAUUUCUCAGACUUUGAACAUUAUAAUCAAGUUCCCAUUGUAUUCCGAGUAUUAAUUUAAAUAAAAAUUAAGUCUUUUCUAUAGAUUUUUAUAAAACAAA